This is a messenger RNA of Elaeis guineensis (African oil palm), 1500 nucleotides long. RefSeq lists its product as uncharacterized. The record is from RefSeq and is a predicted model, not a curated record. Lineage: Eukaryota; Viridiplantae; Streptophyta; Magnoliopsida; Arecales; Arecaceae.
GACGUCCCUUCCCUUUCAAGUCCCUCUCCCUCUCUCACACGCACACAAAUUUUCCUUUGAAGUGACUUAAAUUCUUGUUUUCUAACACCCUUCUUCAUUAACUGAGGAAAUAAUCAAAGGGAACAUCCCCUGCCCCCUCUUCUUUCUCUUCUCUCUCUUUGGAAGAGCAGGGGACUUCUUUGCGUCUCUCUAUCUCAAAGCAAAAUGGGAUGUUUGGUUUUCCUUCGUUAGUACAAGAAAGAUUAGAGUUUUGAAGGUGCUGGGUGAGAAGAGUUCUUCUGUACGGAUGGGUUCUUGCGCUUCGGUUCAGAAGAAUCCGGAUACCGCUAUGGGAUUUCGGCUGGGUUUAGGCGCUAAGGCCAAGAGGUUCUUCAUUCCUUGCCCUGCCAAAGAGAAGCCUUUGAAUGGGGAGGAGAACCCGGUUGGUGGGUUUGAUUUCAAGGGCAAGGUUGUGGACUCUGGAUUGGAUCUUAGGAGCCCAGUAUUUGGUAGUAAGGAGGAGAUCUUUUUUGACUCGCGGCCAUGGUUAGACUCCGACUGUGAAGAUGAUUUCUACAGUGUCAAUGGAGAAUUUACUCCGUCUCGUGGCAGUACUCCAAAUUACCAGACAACCACAACUGCAACACCUCGGCUAAAUGAUGCUUUCUUUAUCGACAAAUUUCCUGACUCUAAAUCAGAACCUUCUCCAACUGGUAGAAAAAAACUGGCUGAACUUCUUCGAGAAUCAUCGCAAGGUGAAAAGAAUAUCAAGGAACAAAAUGCUUCUGAUAACAAGAAAUUUGAAAUCAACGGGAAACCGGAUGGUGGCAAAAUCAGCUCUGACCAACCUCCGAAAUCAUUAGAUGGAAGUCCCUACAUCUCUGGAGCCAAUUCUGUGUACAGCGGUGAAGUGUCUCCCACUAGAGACCCUAAGAACAGAAAAGAGAGGACAUGGAAAAGUGUACAUUGUUGCUUGCCUAGUUUGGUACAGAGUUUUAACUUUGAUGAGAGGAGGCAGAAAAUGAGCCCAGGACCCUGUGCUGCCUGACGUCACCAUCGAUCUAGGAGAUGGCUUUGGCCUCAAUGAGUCUACCUGUUGGUUGCUGCAACUUGGGCAACACUAUUUAGAUGUCCAAUCUGUAUUUUAGUGUUCAUAUAGAACUGGAAUAUUAGCCGUUACACUUGUUCCUUGGAUACCUUUGAAAGUAUUAGAUGAUCGAAAUUGGUAUGACGGAGAGAGAAUGGUGGAUGUGUCUAUAUGUUAAUACCUAAUGGUCAUCAAAGUGCACUCUAAAACAUUUUACAAACAUGCAUCUCUAGUGUAGUUUUGGUGAUAUCAGUGAUCAGAAAAUCCAUGUAAUGGGGAAGGAUGAAGGAGAACCAAGGGACAUGCGUGUUAGGUAAAUUUGACUGUCCCUCGUGGUUGUACAUUUCUUAAAGUUGAUAAUCCUAGAGGCAAAAUGUUCGAAGAGUUUGGUAAUAUGUAAAGAAUUUCUAAUCUGAGCCUUAUUUUUUACGCUA